CAGCUCGCUGACAGAGAGGAACGCAAGCUGAGGAGCUCGUCUUCAUCGUGCCAUCGUUAGCCUAAAGAGAUCUGAAGAGCGAGGGGGCAGAGAGAGGACGAGUUCCACCCGAACAGCACCGCAGAACUGCACAGGACCGACCUGGGACAGACAGAAACUAUUCCAGAGCUGAUCCGGUCAUCCCAUACAGAAAACUUUACACGUUCCAGCUGUAGGAGCAGGUUCGAAGCGGACGCCUCUGUGCAGAAUGUCUAAACAGCCGUCCACAAACGUAAAAGCUUUACAGGCCAACCUCAAUAUUCCGAUGGGAGCUUUGCGCCCGGGUGGGGGACCUCCUGUGAUAAAGAAAGAGGAGACACAGGACAAGGAGGAGGUACCAGCCGAACCGGCCGUCCCUCAGGAAGAUAAGAAGCAUCUUCCCGGUGCUGUGAGACUUCCAGGACCCGCGGUUAACCUUUCCGAGAUCCAGAACGUCAAAAGCGAGCUCAGAUGGGUCACAAAAGACUAGACACACUCAGGUGACCCCGCCUUGCUCGUGUUAAAGAAGGAGACAGACAGCUCUACCAGCUCUACCUACUCCAUUACUGAUCCUCUACUACAAUCUCCAAAAUCAAAAUGCCAUCCUUCGAUGGCAAGCAAUGACUCCAUCCCUGCAACCCACAUAGCAAUCGUUUUCAGGUUCAAGAGCCGAUUAGAGCCACGAAAAAAAAAAAUACCAGACUGCAGUUAUCCCAAUUGCACCCAAAUUCACAGAACCAAUUUCAGAUCAAAUCCCAUCCAUCUCUAAAGGCGAGGUGCUGCACACAAAUUUUGGUUCAAGAUCAGCUCGGGCUAUUUUGGUAGAUUAGCACCACAGCCACGGUACUCUCAAAUCUUCGCCAGUAGUCAUCUGUAAUAACAAUGUCGGCUUUGAUAUCAAUUCUUAGCCUGGUCUCGUCCAAGAUCCUGUAACGAAUGUGGCGGGAAAAUGUCUCUGACAGGUUCUACAAAUUAUAGACGCAUCUUAGCCAUUAGUCAUUUAUCUGUUUCCAGCUUCUGUAUCAAAUCUCAGCCCUGAUACUUUGAUACUGAGAAGUCCAUGGCCCGAACAUGAUCCGGAUUCAUAUAUAGUGACCAUAUUAAUACCAAAUCUCAGCCUGAGCUUACUUUUGUAGGUGGUGCAUGUAUACACUAGAAACAAAUUGAUCCUGAAUCUCUUCCAUCUCUAUGCUCAGAUAUUCCAAAUAAUAUACGAGAUGCAGGAAGAUUCACCCCAUUAUUGGACUUUAGACAAACCUUAACCUAUUUUAUAUCUGCUACCAAAUCUUAUGCUUGCCUCAGAACUCAUAAACAGUAACGCCCAUAUAGAUGAGGACCACGUAGUCCUGUCUCUCAGCUCAGAUCCUGCAAACAAUAUAGGCCAAGAAUAUUUCCAGACUGCUUCAGGUCUCCAUCUUAGAUGAGUGCUAAUAUUACUGUAGGUCUUAAAGAAUGCUAGCCCUGCUCAAGAAGGUCCAGAAUAGCUUACCAGGAUCAAUCAAAUGUCCAACAUUUUUGACCUUUGAUAUGCUGUAAAGAUUGUGACCCAAGAAUAAUCCCAAACCCUGAAAGAAUGUCGAGCUUCAGCCUAUCAGUCCCAAAAAGAACCAAGUCUCAGAGAGCACUCAUCACUCUUACUCAUUUACUGUACACUCAUCCCAUCACCCAGAUAACACAAAGAAGAAUGGCUUGUUAUGACUCCGUAUCGACUAACAGAUGAUGCCACAGAGACAAAUCCAUAAAACCAUAAAGCCAGGCCCAAGCACCUCACAAGCGUUUUGGACAGAACCCCAGUCAGCUCAUCAGAGACGCUGCACCGUCAUUGCCACCACGCACCCCCUGACCUGAUGACGCUUCUUGACCACUUCAUUUCGCUAUGUAGGUAUUAAGGCAGACAAUUUGAACCUGACAGAAACCAUAAACUGCACAUUUUACACAGAAUCGUGACACUGUUAGACGUCUGUUCUCUUAUAUGUCUCCUGUUUAAACUCUUCAGCGUGUGUGUUUUAUCCGCGGUCUGAUUUCAUAACAGAUCCGCAAGCUCCUUUGCUGCCAUGUGUGAAGUCGCAUAUUUAAUUCCUUUUAUAGCGCCUGAAUAAUAAUGUAGCGUGAUGAUUAGUCUGUGUUGUUCGUGUUAAUAGUGGCAAAUGUCGUCUCACUUCAUUUAUUCUGAACAAAUACGAGAUGUUGAGAACAUGUUUUCAUACUCCAUGGCCCUUUCUUUUCAACCACUAUAUAUAUAUAUAAUUUUUCUUUGCCUUGCCUUGCCAUUGUUCUCCGGCUUAGGUUUGAGAGCGUGUAGGCUGACAUGCAAUAAAAACACGAUGUCUCAGUGUCACACUGUAGGAGGGUGAAGCAAUCACAUGUUGUCUUUGAGCAAACAGAACCGAAUUCCCAGCACAUCCUCACCGUUUUAUGAGCUCUUAAAUGUGAUAUUUGCGAAGCAUUUUGUCUCUCUGUGUUUCUCCAGUUGAACAGCAGCACAUCAGCGCAAGUGUCCUUAUUGAAGAUUCUGAGUUCUGACCAGAGUUAGAAGGGCUACAAGAAAAAUAAUGACAUCAUGUGUGACUUGUAAUAAAAACGUGGGGCAAUAAAAAUAAAAUCUUAUGCCACAUUUAAGUAACUAUU
Clarias gariepinus (North African catfish) is the source of this 2646-nucleotide messenger RNA. RefSeq names its product small muscle protein X-linked (gene smpx). Bases 248 to 508 code for a protein of 86 amino acids. The transcript has 6 exons. NCBI's taxonomy places the organism in Eukaryota, Metazoa, Chordata, Actinopteri, Siluriformes, Clariidae. Gene Ontology annotation, cellular component: muscle tendon junction; costamere; M band. The record is from RefSeq and is a predicted model, not a curated record.